CGGCUCGGCCAGGCGGCUGAGGGGCAGCGACCCCGACGUGCUGCGCACCGGCUCCGACAUCGCCCCUCGCCUGCCCCGCCAGCGGCUGCGAGCCACGGCCCGCCCGGGGCGGUGCUCCCGCCCGGAAGGACGCGCCGAGCGCAGCCGCACGGUACAGCGCGGCCGAGCGCGGAACGGCUGGGCCCGGCGCGGCGCCGCUUCCCGCCCGCCCCUGAGGGCACCGGCGCCAUGUCCGCGCCUAGAGCGCCUGUCCACCUUCGGGAGGGGAAGGCCUUCCCUCGGCCUGGGAGUGCGCGCUCCGGCGCUGCUGAGAGCGCGAGGGUACCGCUCAGUGUUUCCUUUUAUCCAUUUUGAAAUGGGGAAGUUGAGUGUUUGACUUCGAGGCCGAGGCUUGCUGCCAGCGCAGGCAGCUGGCACUGAGAAGGCCAGACAUGGCCGGAGAGCAGGGAGCAGUCCCCUGUGAGAGGGAGAGGAGCUGGGCGGGUGGAUAAACCGGGCAAAAAUCAUACAAUGGGGGCAGGGGGCUCGCCUUGAGGAGAAGCUGCAGCCAACACAGCCAUGGACCCCUGUCUGUGACACGUCCCCCUCCAGCGUGCUGUCCAUUCCCACACAAGUGCCCAGCUUAAGGGGUCGGACGCCUUACCUGCCUUUUGUUGAGAGAGAGGAGGUACUACGCAGAGGGUCUCCCAGGCAGGGAUGUUUCCAUGACUGCUGUCCAUCACCACUAAUGGACAGAUGAGUGCAGCCAUGACCUAACGGGAAUACUCAUCUCUGGAAUUACAACUUGCUCAAAGUGGACUGAAAGUGCCUUGGAAAGUAAUUUUGCUAACCCUUUUAAUCAGUGAUCAAGCAUUCAGAUGUGGCUGCCUCUAUUUCUGCAGUAUUCUUUCAUGCUACUGCAAGCUUGCCUUGCCUUCGCAGUGAGCAAGCUGGAGGUCAGGUGGCUGCGGUAGCACAGCAUUGAGACCAAACCAGCACGCACUGAUGUUCGCUAGAGUCCGUUGUCUCAUGGGUUGCACUGCUCUAAUCAAAACAGGCUGACAUCUGCUUGGAAAUAACGUGUCUGCCUGCAGAGCGCAGUGUAGCAUCUGUCCUGACUUCUGUGGGGUCCAGAAUCUCCGAGAAAUAAGCCAUUUAGUUAGACUUAACUUGAAGAAAUUGCAUUGAGUGGCUUUUCCCUGCAUCAUUAACCCAUAGUUUUCCUCUUCUAAUUUCGGUGCAAAACCAAUCUGCAUGGCAAAAUGGAUACAGGUAAGACAGUGAAUUUGACUUCCUGAGUGUAUGUAGUUAUACACAGCUGUGUAUAGCUUAGCUGCUAGAAAAUCAGGCAGGUGCCUUUCACCCACCUUUGGUUGGUGAAAACUUGGGUUUCAGCCUUUUCUAGAUCUUGAGCCCGGAGCAGUUUGUGCAAUUUAUUCCAGUUCCUCCUGUGUGAGACUUGGCCUCUUGGGUACUGGGAGUGGGAAUACUUAAUUAGUUCAGGAUUCACUUAUUUGCCUUUGAGGAACAUGAACCAUUAGGUGAAUUUUUGUGUAGUGGUUGUUAAAAGUUCACUAUCCACCUUUGAUUUCCUCAACCUACUUGUUAGGAAUUGCAGAUUUUUGCAUGUUCAGCAGAACUUUUGUGUGCUUAACUUCAAGCAAGAAAUUCCCAGCCAGCCUAGCAAAGCAGUUAAGCAUGCUUAAGCAUAUGCUUUAAAAAACAACCCGGUACUUUAUUAUGAAAAGCUAAGGCCAACACUUCCUCCCUCUCAAGGCCAUGAGGAAAUUCCCGUGGACUUCUAUGGAAGUAGGAUGUACCCUCUCAUCACUGCCAACUCUCUCACUCUGUCUGGCUGAGGUUUUCCCAGGAAGAGCCAUCUGCUGCAUGUAAUGAAAUAGUCUCUCUUAAAAGUCAAACUGUUCCGUGAUUAGACUCACUAUACUAAGGUCACACUAGCAAAACAACACUGAAGCUUUCAGCUAGCUUCUCAGCUCUGAAACAGCAUGCAUAAAAUAAAUGUCUUUGUCUUGUAACACAGAGUCAAAACACAGGCCUGGCCCACUGCUAGAACUUAAAGAAGGAGCACUCAAGGAUGCACAGAGCAAGAUCUACACUUUGUUGAACAGUACCUGGAAACGGUUUGACAGCUAGAAUGUCCUGCUGUUCAACUUUGGUUGAAGUGAAAUCACAUACAAAAACCAAAACUUCCCCAGAAUUUGUUGUUGACCUAAAUGACAGUGUGAAGAGACUUCAGGGUAAAAUAUGCAGAACGAGAAACAUUUUGCGCAUGCAAGAGUUACCCCUAUGAGGGUGACCCCAUGUUAAUUUCACCAGAUUCUAACUCUUCAAAAAUCAGUGAUUUAUGGCUUGAGAAGCUCAGAAAAGUGGAAGUAUUGUCCCUAUUCUAGAAAUCCCACAGAUGCCUGCCUAACAUGGAAGACAACACGGAUGUAAAAAGUGUAUUUAAAACCCAGGAAAAUAUUUUCUGCUUGAGGGAUUUUUCAGAGAAUGGUGAUGACCUAAUUAAUUUUAACAGUACAGUCAGUGUCACUGCUGGAAAAGCAGAGAAAUGCUGCAUCAGACAGGUGCAUUCCUGCCCUUCAAAUGUAGUCACUUACCACACAGACAACUGUUGCCUUAACACGGAAGACUCUGUAUCUGGUCAGUCUCUGGCAGAUGUCCAGGUGUGUAAAAAGGCUGGGCUCAGUAGCAAUCUAAACAUGAAUACCCUGGCCAGUGAGCAGGCAGAUACUCCUGUAGUAAAUGACAAUUAUUUUGUAAAAGAUAAUUCUGAAAAUUCUGCCACUAUUCUGGAGAUUUAUGCAGAGGAAAUUCCAAGUGUAAGUGGUGACUUUUCUUAUGAUGACCUAGACUGUUUUGAAUGUUCAGAUGUGCUGACAGCGCAUGAGAAUGAAAUCUGGAAAAAGAAGUUACAGUUUUUAUUAGAAAGUGAUGAUGAAGAUGAUUUAAAACUGAGUAAGGAUUGUGAUGGGUGUGCUUACUUCCUCAGUGAAAUGCCUUGUCUGUUCCAAGUGUCAGAUAACACUACGCCUAUGGAUGCCACCAUUGGCUUCUGUGGUCAUCACUCAAAAUUCAAAGGAGUAAAUGUAAGGAGAGACCCCUCUAUGUACAGCCAGUCAACGUUGCAGGCAGACAUGACUCUCACUGUUGGACACCACCGAGAUAAAAGUACCAGUCUGAAAGACAAAGAAAAGCGUAAAGUGCCUGUUGCAUCUGCAGACGUUGAAAACGACCAACCCAGAACUGAAGAAGAAAAUAAUGGAAGUGGCUGCUCAGCUGCAGAUUUCUCAACUGACAAAUCAAAGAACAAGGAUAAUGUAUGUGCCAAGGUGGACUCCUCUACUAGUGGCAUAGGUGCUUCUUUGGCAAAUCAGGCUUCAGAGACAAUGACAGAAAACAUUACGGAUAUUCACUUGCUGGGUGAAAGCUCAUUGCUGCUAGAGGAGAGGGGAAGAAAUUUGCCGGAGGAAAAUGCAAGGCAUGGUGUCUGUACCUUGACAGAAAGUCUAAGAAGAAACCUUUUAAAGUUGAUAAACCCUAAAGAGCUUUGCAGAUAUGUAAGUAAUAUAGGACAGUCUUUUGUGACUGGAGCAGAGGUUAGGGAAUCCAGUGCUCUGUUUCCCAUUCAGGAAGGUGUCAUUUCAACACAAAUCCCUGAGGAGACAGAAAGCUUGCAAACGCAGGCUGGUUUGUGUCAUACAGACGAGGCAGAUAAAGACUGUCAUUGGGAGAGGAAAAGGACUUGGGCCCUGUCUGAGCAAAAUCAGAUGCCAAAAGAAAACAUCUCACCCAGGAAUCAAGGUGCUAAUCUUAAAAUCUUUACCCAGAAUUGUGAGAGACUACGUAUGGAGCCUGAUAUAGAAAAGGAAGGCAUCUUCAUGACUUGUGAGAGAGCAGGAACCAUCCAGCCCGCUUCAGAAAUGCUCUGUGCUGAAAAGACAUUACAAGCAAAAAAUGCAAAGUUACAGACCUAUUCUCAACAUCAUGCUCCUUGUGAUAAAAGAGAAGGUUGUCACCAACAAGUCUUCUGUGAACAAGGAAUUAAUAUUAUUAGUACUGGCAGCAAAUCAAAGAAUCAUGUUUCACCUUUUCCUUUACGGGAUGUGGACUCUGUUCCCGAUAAACAAGAAUGCUUAUGUGCUGUUCUUUCUUCUGCAAAGCUAUGUGAUGAGCCAAGGGAGGGAGAGGAACGGUAUAGUUUUGACUCACAUGAUAGCAACGACACAGAUAUUCUGUGCAGUCUGUCAUGUGGUGCAUCUCUGUUUGAAGCUAAUACCAAGUCAGUCCUGGAAUCUGGAGAACCUGAGUGCAAAGGAGGUGCUGAUAUAUCUGCAGUGCAUGACAAGCUGUGGAAACUUCUUCAUGAAGAUGACUCAGACUAUCAAAUCCCACUUGAAAACCGGGGGAUCACAAGUUUAGAAAUUAGGCCAAGAGAUAUCAAAGUCACAGAACUGAACUUUGUACAGACCUGUCUUGAUCAUCCUUUGCCAAUAAAUUUGAUGGAAGAGCAGAAACCUAUUACACAGCCAACUAGCAGACAACAAACAGAGAAAGAAGACUGCAAUGUUUCUAAUAGCCUACUUAAAACAGAUGAAGCAUGUAACAGUGCAUCCAUAGGAAACAUUUGUCUUGCACAAGUGAUAGAAACAGAUGGUGUAUGUCUAGAUUCUAGCACUGGAAAUAAAACAGAAAUGCCAUCCAUUUGUGUUUCAGCAAAUACUAUCACCUUAAACACAGGGGAGUGCUUGGAGGAGAAGCCAAAUCAAAUGUUAACUGACAGUAAUGGAUCUACUCAAAUGACUGUUGCUUGGGAAGGAAAGCUUACCACUAAUAACACUUCCCAAACAUGUGAUGUAGUUUCUCCUCAAAGACUGAAGAAUGCUCAGAGUAGUAAUUUAGCAUAUGACAAAGAAAACCCAGCUUACAUGUCAGAUAAGUCGCAUGGGACAACUGGACAAUUACUUCACACCGAGCACAAUGUAUCCUUGAUAAAUGAGUCUGUAAGGGGUAAAGGGUGUAAUUUUAGAGACUGUUAUCCAGCAAGAAAAGAGCUGGCUUAUUUCCCCAAAGAGAAAGACAGUGAAAAUACCAAUCAGUUUACACAUGAAGAACACUCUUCUGUUAACACCCUACACAAAAGUUAUGAAAAGAAUUUACAAGAAAAAGGAAAUCCCUCAGACUUGAAUGCACAAAAUGACACUAAUUCUGACAGUUGUCAUCUUUCAAAAAGUAAUGAUUGUCAAGAGUUUCAAGUUGUUUCUAAUGCACAGAAAUACAGUUACCAAACACAAUUGCCUAAUUUAUUUAAGACUCCCGAAACCAUAAUAUGUAAGACUCUACCCCAAAAUAUAGACCAACUGACAGAGAUAGAAAAACAAGAAGUGGCAUUCACUCCCCCUUCUGAGGAUCCGUUUUUAAGAGGUUUUUAUGUAGAAGUGCUCAGGUAUGAACCAUGUAAAGCAGGAGAACAGAGAGAGAUUUGCAUAGGUGAUGAACAAAGGGCUGAAACUUCCUGUGACUCAGGAAUUAGUCAUGUUUCAGAUAGACAGAUUGCAGUUUCCCCUCAUAACACAUCAGAACAACAUGCGUUUUUUGUUCACAGCACCUUCAAGUCUGAUGAAGAGUUUAAAACAGAUUCUUCAAAAAAUCACACAUAUGCAUCUGGAAGUGUAACAUCAGCUAGUACCCCACUGCCUAGAAAGGCUCAAAAUGAAUACCACAGCAUAGCAAAUGAGGAUUACAGAGGUAUCAGUAGUCAGGUAGGUAUCCAACAACUGACUGUAAAAGAAACAUUGCCAUUCAUCACACCUGUAGGGCAGUCAGAGGGCCUUCUUACCAGUGUACCAGCAAUGGGGUGUCCCAGCACAGGAAGUCAAGGAAGACCUGAAUCCAGACAAACUGUAGUCAAAGGAGAUGAAAACUGGAGUACGCUGGAAACUUUCUGCAAAGCAUUGCAGGAUCAGUUCCACAGGGUACCUGAAAAAAACGAGGAAGCAGUCUUGUAUGAAAAUAAACAAGAGAUUCAAAGAGCUACUGAGUAUAACCCAGAUGAAGCUGAAGCUAAGUCUCGUUUGCACACCCUCAUUGGUUCCAAGGCUCAGAGACAGGUUAUGAAUAUUAGCACUAAUCAGUCCUGUCCUGACUUGAUCUCUUCCAGCAAGCUAACUGAGGUUGGUAAUUCAAUUAAGUCUACUAGGUAUGGUAAAGAUGAAGAAGCCGUGACAUCAGAGAGCGUAGCAGGUUGUUUAGUUAAUUUGCCACCAGUUGAUUCAGGGAACAACCAGUAUUUUCAAGAGCAACCACCGUGCAGCAGAACUCAGCCAUUCUCCUUAGCGUUGACUGCAUGUGAUCCAUUCCCAGUUAACACAGAAAGGCUAAAAAAUAAAGAAGGGUCAAAAUCCUGCCAAUCGUCACCAACUGUUGCUGAGCCUGAGCUCAUCAAAUGUAAGCAAGACACAGCAAAGAGUGGGCAUUUAGCUACUGGAGCUAAGAAGAAAUUACCACCAGCAACACUGUCAAAAAAACCCCGACUGGAGGAGAGAGGAAAUGUCAGCAAGGAUCUUAGCUGUGUUAAAAGGUCUGUGAAGAGUGAGGGAGGCAUGAUUCAUAAAGAAGAUAGAAAAGAGCAAAGGAAACUAAUUUCGAAAAAGGAUAGCAAAGCUCCCAAGCUGCUGAAGAAAAUCCAAGCAGAGUUGUUCCCUGACUGCUCUGGAAAUAUUAAGCUAUGCUGUCAAUUUGGUAACAUUCAUGGUGACUCCACCAUUACAUGGACUAAAGAUUCCAAGUUACUAGCUCGACUGCAGAGAAGUGCCCAGGAUGACUCUCCUGUCUCUUUGGCAAUAGCUAAAGCCAGUAACAAAGACCAUGGAAUGUAUUAUUGCUGCUUGAAUAAUGUGUAUGGAAAGGUGACUGCUGAGUUUAAUCUGACUUCUGAAGUAUUGGAACACCUCUCAAGUUUUCAGAACUGUGAAGGUGUGGAAGAAAUUGAAUUCAUGCAGCUCAUGUUCAGAGAAGAUUUCAUCAGUGACAGCUAUUUUGGUGGGAACCUGCAUGGAAUAAUCGCCACAGAAGAGCUUCACUUUGGUGAAGGCAUGCACCGGAAAGCCUUCCGAAGUAAAGUGAUGCAAGGCCUUGUGCCAGUGUUCAGUCCUGGCCACCCCUGCGUUCUCAAAGUGCACAAUGCUAUCACAUAUGGGACCAAGAGCAAGGAUGAUCUAGUUCAAAAGAACUACAAACUAGCACUGCAGGAAUGCUAUGUCCAGAAUACUGCAAGGGAGUAUGCGAAGAUAUAUGCAGCUGAAGCUGAACCCUUGGAAGGCUUUGGGGAAGUACCAGAAAUCAUUCCUGUUUUUCUUGUUCAUCGCCCUGCUAAUAAUAUCCCCUAUGCGACAGUGGAGGAGGAGCUGGUUGGGGAAUUUGUUAAAUACUCCGUCAGGGAUGGCAAGGAAGUAAAUUUCCUGAGAAGAGACUCAGAGGCUGGACAGAAGUGUUGCACUUUCCAGCACUGGGUGUAUGAGAAGACCAGUGGGAGCUUGCUUGUCACUGACCUGCAAGGUGUCGGAAUGAAGUUAACCGACGUUGGCAUAGCAACAUUGGCCAAAGGAUACAAAGGUUUUAAAGGCAACUGCUCAAUUUCCUUCAUUGAGCAGUUCAGAGCCCUCCACCAGUGCAAUAAGUACUGUGAGAUGCUGGGGCUGAAAGCUCUCCGAACCACUCAUCAAAAACAGAGGAAAGCAACAUCUGUGAAAAGCAAAAGUCUACCAAACUCAUCGGCUAUAAAUAAAACACUGCCCAAGAAAGCAAGAGAACCUAGAGACUUCAUUUCUUCAGAGCGCUGAGUUGCACUGUCCCAUCUUGUGAAAACUCCUCUUGUGGAUAUGUAGUACUGAUAGGCACCAAUGACCUGGUGGGGGCAUAACUUUAUAAGGUUAUGCAUAACCUUACGACAUUAUUUUGGAGUCAUCCUGAUGCUGAUGCCAGCAACAAAGAAAGGAGCUGAUUCUAUGGUCUCGGUACCCAAGAUAUAACACCAAGGCAAGGUUUUGAAGACAAACUAAACCAUCUGCCUGGAUUAUUUUACAACCCUUCUACGAAUUGGUAUCUGCACAUUUUGGGUCUUGGACACUGAGUGCACCACAGGUCACUGGAGAAUAUCUUCCCUUCUAUGUGUCUGUGCCUGUGACCCUGUGGGUUCAGCUGCUACAUAAACGUCAAUAUAUUUAAGAUGCCACUUAGUACAAGUUUUGCACAGUAUUGAUGCUCAGGCUGCUAUAAAAAAAUUGUUUCCUCUCCCAGAUUUUUGCAUAUAGUAAUCCUACUAUAAUCCUAUUCUUGUAGUUUUUUCUCCCACUUACAUGUCUUUUCAUGUAAGACAAAGCCAUUCAUGGUCGGACAUAUCUGUCUUCUGCCCCCUACAAAAUUAGCUAGCAUCUUUAAGGUCCUCACAAAGUGAUGUCAUCAGCUAAAAGAUGAGAAACUUGUGUGAUUCUCCAUAGAAUUCCUUGCUUUCCAUGCAAGCUUCCUGGAAUCUACAGUGAACCCCAUGGCACAGUACUGUUGUGCUUGCACUGACCCUAUUGUAGGGUAGAGGUUUGGAGUCUGCAUGUUGCCAAACAGCCAUGAUCUGAAAUAAACGGUUACAUGUGGAGGGUAUUUCAGUACCUUGCAGCAUUUUCAACUAGAAAAAGUACAAGGACUUUUCUGCGUAGCAUAAAGUUGUUCUUUGAAGGAACAUGACAGGUGCCCUGGGCCAGUACCUGUCUGCUAAAGAGUCAUGAUUUAUCCAAAAUGCCUAGGUAGAGCCAGAACUGAAAAAAGAUACUGUGCUCCAUUAAACUUAAACUUAAGUGUAGCUUAUGUGGGGAUUUGCAGCCAGAGGAGGGAACUAUGCAUGCCAGAGGACUGCAACAAGUUUACGGGAGGUGGUAGUUGAAAACCCAACCUGCAGUGCCUAGCACAGAAUACAAACACUGAAUGUCAGAUCUCUUAUCCCUGUGUGAUUACUAAAUAACAGGUGGUGCCAGAAACCAAUACCUGUGUGUAAGAGUCCCAUCAGUGCUGAGGAAGAUAAAAGCGAUUUUAGACUAGGUUCUGCUUUGUACUGAUAAGCAGCAGGUGCCAAAUAAGAGAUAAACAGUUGAGGACAAGCUGACACUAGAGACAGAAACUCAUCUGACUGCAAUGUAGACAUAACAUCUAGGCUAGUCAUCCUGGGCUCCCUUUACAGUUAAUGGAGGUCUUCUCAAUGGAAUUUAGAGCAAAGUGCAGGUCAUCUGAAAAACAAACAUUUGAAAUAGGUUAGAUUUACUGUGCUAAAAUAGUGCCUGUGUCUCUCCACUGAGGGAGAAGGAAGCGAACUGUCAGACAGGCAUCUGCAUUUUAAAUUCCUACUGUUAGAUGGGAUGAAGUUCUCCAGAGGUGUUCUGAAGCAUUUGAGUUUUUAAUAGUUUCCUGCUAAUUUAGGUGGAGGAGACCAACUGUGAAAUGGUAUUGCAGAAAUUAGGAUGGUAUUUCAGUCCACAUAAAAUUAAAUGUAUGAAAGGCUAUUUGAAAGAUGAGUUUUUAAAUAGAAGAUGCUGAAGACAGGUGAAAACUUUGAGUGUGUCUGAAAGCUGGGUCAAAACAUUGAGAAUGAAACCUUGACAAAACAAUUACAAUGUAUUGAGGCUGAGAAGCCAUUUAUUUCAAGGUAAAAGUGAAUGACGAUGCUGUGCUACUGCAGAGAACGUGAAGUGUCACAAGAGAAGGGAGGUAGAAAAGUAAACAGAGCAGAGGUUUUGAAGGAAUUAUCAAACACAGCAGGCAGAGGGAGUUGUGGCACAGAUGAGGCAGAUGGUCUUACUGACACUUGCUCAGUACUCUUGUCUGUCUGUCAUGUAGGAGCUGAACAGAGGUUCCCUAGCUUUCUAAAGUAGGUGGUUUCUGGUUGUUCAAGAAACACCAAGUAUGAUAGAGGCAUGUAGCAUCUUUGGGAAGGAAAUUUGCUCCUGUUUCCCAUUUUAAGUGUUCAGCUUCCUGAUAUUUCUGAUCUCUAAGAGACAGAGUUUGGGAAACUAACACUCUCCCACCCCCACAACUUCAGAGAAUUAGUUUCGUUGAUAUUUCCUGGUUGUGUAAAAACAUCACCUUAUUGCAUUUACCUGGUGUGUUCAAUACUGAUGAUGGCACAGAGACAAUGAGUAUUAUCCUUGUCUGGAAAGGUGGAGGUCUCAAUCCUGCAAGUGUCUAAGCUUAGAUGGAUUCUCAGAGCACACAUCCGUGACCAUAGUUCUAUCCCUGCAGUUGUUUGCUGACUGAGUCAUAACUUUCUUCCUUGUCCAUUAGUCAACAACUUGGAGAAGGUGUUGUUUACACCUGUUGGCAAAAAUAAGCACAGCAGAAACCAUAGAUCUGAACAAGGAUGUUUGUGCUCCACAUGUCCAUGAUAUGGAACAUGAUACAAUGGAAGGCUCUGUGCUCUGUGUUGCCUUCUAAGGAAAGAUGAUGACAUUCUUGCCCCUGGCAGUGAGUAUGAGUGAACCUUUUAGAAUGUUUUCUUCUGUGGGGAACUGUCCUCCAAGCCCACUGAUGGAGCAUUAAGGACUCAGGCCACAUUCUGGUUAUAUUUCUCUUUUGAUGGAUUUGAUGUUUUAAAUUUAUCUUUCUGUCAUGGUUUUAGCUGGGAUAGAGUUACUAUAGAUAUAGAUAUAGAUAUAGAUAUAGCACUAUACCAGCUAGAAUGAAGAAAAUUAACCUUAUCCCAGCUAAAACCAUGACACUUUCAACUAGACUUGACAGCUGUACUCAAAAGCUAAUUUUCAUUUUCUUACUGUUGAUCUCACAGAGUAAAUGUGUACAUGGAGCAUUAUAUAAUAACAAGCCGUCAUAUUUGGAUUAAAUAGACAUACACCCAGCUAAAAUAGAUGCUUUUCCACUGCUCAGGAGUUUAUUGAACACGUUUUGUUUGUUAAUAGACAUACUACAUUGCUGAUGUAUUACAACAUUCUGUGAGUCACAGUUCCUGAAUUUCUGUCAGGGGAAAGUCUAACUGAUGAUAAUAGGAAAACCUGCAGUACACUGGUUUAAAGCAGUCAUUUUUCUGUAACAGAACAAAAGCUUCAGUUAAAAUAAUGUCACAUGAUCCAGUUAAAAUUCUGUCAUUGCCCCUGAGUUCAGCUACAUGUGCAAUUACAUUGAAAUAAUUAUGCAUUAAUAGCUACCUAAAAUAGAAAAUGCUUGACUGAUCACCUCAGGUUAAAGACAUCUUGACAAGUUUUAGAACCUUGCUCUGUCAUGGUACUCAAAUGAUUGCUCUUUGGCAUAUCUAAGGGAAGUAGAGAAUUGAGUCUUUGCCUUUUAUUUGUUUCCUUGUUGCCCCACCCUCUUUCACACCUGCUGAGCUGUCUGUUCUGCCUUCCUUUCUGUCUUGUUUGGCAGGUAGGAACACUGUGGUGGGAAUACCUUGUCCGUGCAGGCCCCUCUCAAAAACAUCCUCGAUUCUUUACUGACAUUUCUGGGUCACGGUAUAAAGAGUUUAAAAUAUAGAUAGUCUGACAGUGAUGGAGAGAGAGCUCCAGUGUGCGCUUCAAAGACUGACGGGAAGUUAUGAUUAACAGACUGUCUGCCCAUGUCUCAAAUUUCAUGUCAGAUUUAAAAAAAAAAAGACUGUGCUAAUAAUUGCUGUUCUUUGUAGACCGAUAACUCACCACUCUACCCACCUUAGUCUUGCUGUUACAGAAAAUACAUGUGUACCCUGUAUCAGGAAGUAUUUCCUGGCUAUCUGAAAAAGAAUGAAAGCUGAGUACAUGUAAACUGAACUUCAUACAUAGGUCUAGACCAUGAAAUCAGACUGGGAAAAGGAAGUUUUGUCCUAUUUAUGUUGGCUGACUUCAUUGGUAGAACAAAGAUUCACCUAGUAGAACUGUGGUUUUACCCUGGUGUACCUGUGUUACCAGCAAGCAUCAGGUGGAUGUCUGCCAAAUUGUAAGGAGUGAAAUAAUAAUUAUCAGUAGAGUAAACAGUAUUCUUGUUGGGCUCUAGAUUUAAUGGCCCACUGAGAUGAGUGGGAGAAACAGCUACCUGUUUUACAGACUGUUUUAAUCUGAGCCAAAGUUUGCUUUUUGCCUUAAUUUACAUAAGGCAACCAAAGCAUGGGUUUUGUGAGCAAGUCAAAUAAAUACGUACUCUAAUCCCAGCAGAGACAUCAGCAAAGCAGAAACUGGAAUCCAUUUGUUAAAGGAUCACUUAGAGGCUAAUUCUUCCUGCUAGCAGUUGCAUUAUUAUAUUAAUAAAUAUUCUUAAGCACACACAGAAUGAAUGAAUUGCACUGCAUCCUGAUAGCAAUUUUAAAAUGUUAUGCUUUUCACAGGACACCACUGUAGUUUAGGCUGAAGCAUUAAUGCUUUGUGAUUUUAAUUCUAUUACACUGACUAACAAUGAUAAAACACUCAAGAAUGGAGUCAAUAAAGCUUCUACUGGAUGUUUCUUGUUGUUCAAAAGUAAUUAAUCACAUGAAUGGCCUACAGGCAUUGAGUUUUUAGAUGUAUGUGUCCCUGUAGAUAAACUGAUAAUUCUACCUGCUCUUUUGCAGUUUUUAAGUGCUUUAAAAAACAUGUGAGCUCCAGUGGUAAUGUUCUUCAAAAACAUCUAAGGGAUUUCAGUGUACAGGUUCCUGUCCACAAAAUACUGGGCACAUAACUCUUAAGUUGGUCUUUUUUCCAAAAAGUGUCUGUGUCCCUGAGAACUUUAUUGCUCAGUGGAACUGGCCUCCUCAGUCCCUUUCAAAAUAGAACCUUGAGUACGUUUGAAAAUGCCACCUGAAUGUUCAGAAGAGUUCAGUGGUAGCAAUGAAUGAAUCAGAGCACAUCAGCCCUCCACAGAUUCAGGAAGACAGCUUGCACUUCUGAAGGCCAGUGCACAGUUGCUGGGAAUCAGCUGCGGACUCUCAUUCCAGCUUUAGAUCUUAAAUAACAAUCUCACCCACAAAGAGAAAGUCAGCGGGUGUAGAAAACAGUCAGCCUGGCCCUGAAAUCUGGGGAGAUAUAUCUGGAGUGCAGAAUUAUUUUCUCUGAAACUGAAAAAUUGCUUGGCCCCAGAGGAUGCAACUUCAGAAGGCAGCUGAUGUAGUUUGAAUGCCUUGAGUAUUUAUCCACUUCAGGGAGAUGUAAGAUGGAGGACCCCGUUAGAAAACAGGCAGUAUGUUUCCCAAUCCAUUCCCUAUACCACACAGCAAGAGAAAUUUGUAUCCAGUUCUUAUUGGAGGAACUUCUCAGUAAAACUCCCGCAGCUUAACCUCACAUAACCUAACAGUGAACAGCAGGGAUGCAGCCCCAUUACACCUUAAUUUCUUUUUUUUCUCUUCAGGAAACUUCAGUCUAUCUAAUACUUGUGUGGGUGUUGUAAAGAUCAUGUUGCUCUACAAGCCGCAGUGAAUAACUUUUUGAGUUUUAAGAGAAUACCGGUAAGAAAGUAAUAGGGAGAGAGAAUUAAUCUACGCUGCUGUCCUGCCACAGAGUACCAGGGGAAGGUUCGGAACUGUUUGCCCUCCUGGAUGUUUCACUGAAUAUUUUACAUGGGUUUCCUUCAAUAACAUUACAAGUAGAAUCCGGGGGGCUUGUACUGCCAUUCCACCAGUGGAGUACCAGCAGUGGUGGUUCAUGUUUCGCACCUCUAACAGAAUGAAUGACAUGGAAUAAUCUGUGAUGACAUUGCGAAUUGUAGGGCAAGUCCAAAAUAACAGACCUAAUCUCCGGCUUUUUCUGUUGAUAUGAUAGGGAUAUUGUGCUUAGGCAAGCAGCACAUGAGGCUUACUGAGUGGGAGGAGAGAAACAUCAUAAGAUGUUCUUCAAAUACGAAAAAUCGCAGGGCAAGUAAUCAGGAGAAGGGCAAGUGGGACUGGUACAGGCUCCCUAGAAAGCACUGUGGGUGUGGUAAGGGAGGGAAGGCUCAUCAUUUCUCUCUCAAUCAAAGUUUGAGAAGAAAAGCAGCUGCUGCUAAACCAUUACACAAAGGGCCUUGCAGACAAGGUCACUUCUGCUUUCCUCCUGCAAAGCCAGAGAAAAGAGAAAGGAGUUUAGGCUGUCUUGCCCAGCCCAGCCCCCAACUUACCUGCACAAAGAUUCCCUCAGCUAGAAGCUCGUUCUCACCAAAGACCUUUUGAAGAAUAAGCCGUAAUUAUCUGCAGCUUUGCUGACAUCACUGUGAGUCUGCCAUAAAAUAUUGUGGGUGUAUUGUGAGUAUUGUGAAGUUACUGUGAUUUACUGAGUCUUGGACAGCAGGAGAAUACUGGCUUUGGGAGCCUUUCUGUUGCUGGAUUCUGGCUGUGUUUAUGGAUGACUGAGGUUGAUUCUUUUGCAGCGGUGGCAGGACAAUGUCCCUUGUUAGUGUUAACUCCUAGUGGUCUUAUAGAUGCCCAGUCUGAGCCAGAUGUUUUGGAUCUGGCCCACUACAUCAGUCAUUCCAAUUCAUCACCUGCUCCUUUCAGACAAAAUAUAGGUCCUAGCCUUAUGCUAUGGGGCAGCCCAGCCCUCGCCUUUCUCUUUCUACCCUUUUCACAAAGGACCUGCAGCAUUUUUCUUUUUAUACAACUAAAAGCUCACUUAUGCCAUAAGCCAUGCUCAUGUUGCCCCAAACACACAGUAGAUAUGCAUUUGCUCUUGUGACACAUGGGAUCAGGUGAUGAGAGCUGCUUGUUUGCUGUGGCUAGAUUUGAGCCAUGUACAUGGCAGCUGCAGUUUGGUGAUGUGACAGGUCCAUAUCAAGUGACAUAACAGGGACGGACUCAUCAUCAGGACCCAGCAGAAAGCCUUCGUGACACACACCGAAAGGCUGGUACUGCUGCUACAGAAAUGUGUUUGAAUGAGCUUCCUGUGUAUUGUGGGAAACAUGAGAAAGGAGGAAUAACAUCAGGGUAUUUCUGUCCAUCCAUUCAUGCUUUAUCUGGUAGUCAAGAUUAACAUUUAUUGUUCCUGAAAGCGAAACCAGACCAGGGAAGAGGGGGCCAACGGGUGCAAUAUAUAGCAGAAGGAUGAUGUCAGGGAAGAGGGACAGCAGUGGAGAAGCAUCUGGCACAAGUCUCUCAAAAGACACUUUAUGUCCGUUGGAAUUAUGUUAAAGGGAUUGGGAGCGCAGGUGGUGUUCUCCUCUAUCCUCCCGGUGGGAGAAGGGUGUUCAAGAAGAAGGAGACGAAUUGAGCAGGUGAAUGACUGGCUGCAUCGCUGGCACCAUGCUCAAGGUCUUGGCUUCCCAUGCCACUUUGUCUCUGUGCUCACAUGUCCCCUGUUGCACUCCCACCUCUCCUCCACCUCCUGGGUCACUUGCGUGCUUUACAAUGGGAAUCUG
Phalacrocorax carbo (great cormorant) is the source of this 15321-nucleotide messenger RNA. NCBI's taxonomy places the organism in Eukaryota, Metazoa, Chordata, Aves, Suliformes, Phalacrocoracidae. The record is from RefSeq and is a predicted model, not a curated record.